CGCGGACCGGAAACCAGACUAUAAUAUGAAAACAGCACCUGCUGUCAGCGGCUCUGUCGAAUUGCUGAAUUCUGUUAGAGCAGAUUCAUCAUGGCGCCCAUCUUGGCCACGAGGCGGUUGUCAGACCCCCACAUUGUCCAGCAGUUAUGGGAGGCAGUCACGGCCAUCCGCAACCAGAAACAGGUGGCCAACUUGGACCGCAUCCUCAAGUUCAUGAAGCGCGAGUACAGCGUCAUUGCUAAGGAGACGCAGCAACAGUUAGCCUAUGCCACUAAAGACGGGUUGAUUGUCAAGGAUAACUCGAGAGCCAAGAAGGGCAUGAGGGCUGGCCAAGAGCAGGAGGCCUACUGGUGUGCCGUGGAACAGGAAGAAGAGAGCAAGGAGUCACAUGACUGGUACUGCUGCAAGUGUCACGGCCCGGGGGAGGUCCUGUGCUGUGGGUCUUGUUACCGUGUGUAUCACCCAGAGUGUGUGACGGAGGGGGCGGAUGUGAGUAAGCUUGGGUCGUCUUGGACGUGUCCUGCCUGCAAGUCAAUCAAAUCACCCCAUCAGAAACUCAACAAGGCAGUAUUGUACAAGCUUCUCAUUCACGUUCUGAAUAGGAUGAAAGACAAGGUAUCGGCACGAGAUCUGCAUCGGAAGUUGAACAUGGGCAGCCUUCCCAACUACUACAACCUUGUAUACAAGCACGUCGAUCUUGCCACGAUCAUGCAGAAAGUUGACGACAAGAAGUACCGGAGCAUCGAAGACUUUCAGGCAGAUGCUGAGAUGAUGGUGCAUACAUCGUUCAUCUACCACGGCCGGACACACGAACGCACAGAUCUCUGCCAGUUCACUCUCAACGACUGCAACUAUGACUUGGCAGAAAUUCAGCUGUGUAAGGAUUGCUACUUGAUGUCCAACAGUCGCACUGAGAAGGGAUGGUUCUGCAAACCCUGUGACCCUGCUCAUGAGGUUGUAUGGGCUCAGAUGAAGGGCUUUGGCUAUUGGCCAGCCAAGGUCUUGCAAAGAGUGGACGGCAACGUGGAUGUCAGAUUCUUUGGCAGUAGACACCAAAGAGCUUGGAUUCCUGAGGAGAAGACCAGAGACAUCAGCACCCAUCACAGCAAACUCAGCGUCAAGGCCACCCAGGGCUGGCGCAAGGCACGUAAGGAGCUACAGACGUACCUCGGACACAACUCAAGAUCUGAUAGUGAGGAAUCAGAGGACACUAAGCCCAGACGCAAGCGAAGUCAUGACUCCUCCAGCAAGACAGACAUGGAGGAUGAAGACGACAUGGUGUCCAGUACCUACAGCGAUGGUGGCCAGGGUGAAACAAAGCAGUCAAGAUUGCAGGACCACUCUGUAUCGACGAGUCAAGCAUCGCCAGACGGGGUCGCAGAUGAGAGUGCAGCUAAGAAGGAGCAUUCCUCAUCAACCACUCCACCAUCCUCCCCCAAUCCAGCUCCUCCAGAGGUUAUCGCACCUCCUCCUACCAAAAAGCAGAGAAGAAACUCCACCAGCGUUGUUGAGCACCAGGAGAUGCCGCAGCUACCCAAAGUGCCAGACGGGGAGAGCACCAGCAGCGGCAGCCCCCUGCAGUGCAAGUGCCAGGAGCAAUUUGAUGCCAAGCUGGCGGAGAAGCUGGCCCAGCAGCAGAAGGAGCUGCAGAAGGAGCACCAGAAGGUGCUGGAGAAAGCCGUCAAGGAAGCACUGAAGAAGGCCAAGGAGGAGUUCAAGGCAGAGAAGGAGAAGGCCCUGGCCCAUGCCAAGGAAAGCGCCAAGAUGGAACUGGAUACGGAGCGUAAGGAGGCAGCGGAGAGGGCCCAGCAAGACAAGGAUGAGGAGCUGGAGAAACUCAAGACCAAACACAAGGAGGAGAUCUCCUUCACUAAGAAGAGACAGUGGUGCAUCAACUGUGAGCAGGAGGCCAUGUAUCACUGCUGUUGGAACACCUCCUACUGCAGCAUCAGCUGCCAACAGUCCCACUGGCACAAAGAACACAAGCGCCUUUGCCGACGUAAACGAUGAUUGGCCCUGCCCCUGCAAAGGUCAUGCAACGGGUCAUCACACAAGGUCAGGUCUUGAAAAAAAACCAACACACAUUGCAUAAGUUGUUGUAAAAUAUUGUAAAUAUUGAACUUAGCAAGACUUUUUAAAGAAGAUACUCUGUUUUGUCGUUUUGGCUUCUCUCUGUAGGUCCUUUCCUUCAGACGCGUCUAGGUUGUAAAUAAUAAAGUUUGUGGUAGAAAAGUCAUGAGCUGUGUUCGCAUUGGACUUAAUUUUGUAAAAAAUGUUACUGCGAGUGAUUGUUAACAUUCCGUUGUGGUUAUUUACUGUGCGUCGCACUUGGGCAAAUUUUGGACUGCGGACAGUCAUUCAUUAAGUAAAACUAGCGAUGUAAUUCUUCUGCGACCCAGUUGGUCCUCUAAAACUUACCACUGCGAACCUUAACUUGCAAUCGACAGUCAACACUUGACAAUUUACCGGCUGUCUGCAUUGGACUUCAAUUUUUAUCAAGUUGACAACAGUUUUGGUAAAGUUGACAACAGUUUUGGUAAAGUUGACAACAGUUUUGGUAAAGUUGACAACAGUUUCGGUAAAGUUGACAACAGUUUCGGUAAAGUUGACAACAAUCUCUGUUAGUUUUACCCCAAACCAAGUCCAAUGCGAACACGGCUAUAGAGACAGGUUUUCAGUGGGAAUAUGCUAGUAACUUAGACAAACUUUUUUAUUUGUACAAAGUUUAAGUUAUUUACUUUGAAAAGGAAAUUUUUCCUUUUUGUUUUCCAGAGAGCCUAUGGAAUUAAACAUUUGAAAAGAUAAAACAGGUUUAUGAGAAAAAACGAGCUUAUAACACUCUCAAAACUAUACAAGUGGAUAUUGUUGAUGAAGCCACUUUAAACAGAACUUCUGAAAUCUAGGUUUUUUUUGUUUCCAAGUUGGUACAGCUUAAAAGCUUAUGUAGGAGGAGAAAACUCUGAUCUUAUUAGAAAAGGGAAAAGUGUUGGACAGCUUUUUGCCAUUCAAAUCUUGUUUUUGUAUUUGGUGUCUCUUUUGUAGAUUUUAAAACAUCUCAUUUUAAACUGUGUGAAUGAAUAAUGGUGUAAAUAUUUUGGGCUUAAUUAAAGGGCGUAAUCUGAAAAUUUGCUGACGUAAAUGAUCUAUAAUUGAAUAUGAAAUUCUCAACUUGUCACACUUAUUGAAGUUCUGGUGCAUUUUCUUGGGUUUUUGCAGCUCAAGAGUUGGCGUGACCUAGGAUAGAAUGUUGUGCGUUGAGUGUGAUAGAUUUUAAUGAAGAUGUAAAUUGGCCUUCACGAAGUUAUUCUAAUGCUCACAGUAGGUGUACAAGUUGUGCAUUAGUUUAAAGAGUGUCUUGGGUUCAGCUGGGGCCAAAUGCAUAAAGCUGCUAAGCACACAGAUUUGCUUAGCAUGAAAAGUCUGCUUUGGCAAAAACAGGAUUACCAACCAAAUUUCCAUGUGAUGUGUAUUGCUUGUGAUUGGUAUUCGGCUGUUGUAGGCAUAGCAUGAAAAUCACAUGGAGUUUUUGGCUGGUAACCUGCUUUUACUAAGCCAGACUUUUUUUUUGGCUAAGCAUAUUUUUGUGUUGAAGCAGCUGCAUGAAGUUGGCCCCAGAUCAAUAAUCUCUUGAUGCUGACUGGAUAGUGCAUGCCCCAUAUGCCGUACACUUAGUUGUGUGGCUUUUCAACCAGUUCGCACCCGGUCUUCUCAAUAUGGCUGAUAUACAGAAGUUGUACACCGACUGUACAGCUUGCACUUAUCAAGACUUUUUGUUUUUGAUUAUAUUUACAAACAUCGUAAAAAGUGAAUUGCAACGUUUUUUUUUAAAGUGAACCACGCCAUUUGAAAACCUGUGAACGACGGCGAACAAAAGAUGAACCAUAAUGUUAGAAAAGUGAAUCAAUGUUUGGAAACAGUUUCAAGACGGAGAGUUGUCCUUAUCAGAACAUCGACUCGGUCUCCCCAACAUGGCGUCAGUUGACUUCGACUUUUGAUUGCUUUCAUGCACUAUCCAGUCAUUGAUUUUACUGGUUAAGGAUUAGUCUAAGAAGCUGUGUGUUUGAUUCUGGCACUGAGCUUACACAAAUUAUUAAGUGUUAUUCCACCCAACAGAUUGUCAGUUUCACAAAUAAUGUGACCAAAGUUUCAUUUUUUUACAGGGUUGUCAAGGUACUUCUAUUCAAACAGUGUUUAGUUUAUUGUUUUGCCGAAUUUAAAUGAGGCCAGCCUAUGAUGACUAUAGAUGGCCAAGGUGUAAAAUAUUUUUUGUUUGUUUGCAGUUGGCUCUUUUUAUUUAUUAAUGUGACGACAAUUGUACUGAAUCAGAAGAGUGUAUGAUACACGGACGUGCAUCAUUUGAAAAGCGUUUCUGAUUUUGAGUUUUAGGAUGUGUAAAGGUCGACGUAUGUCAUAGCUGAAAUGUUUCUGUGUUUCCUGUGUGAAGGGUAGCAUGUAAUGUACAUGUACAGUACAGAAUUUGUAAAGUUUUGUUGAUUGAAUAUUUAGUGAACGAAAUAAUGUCUGACAGCGAGUGAAGUAAUGUCAUUUAUCUGCGUUUGAGGGAAUGUGGUUAGGCCAAAAAAAAAAGUCUCCGGUUUCUGGUAUAGAGCUUGCCAAAAAAGUGGUGCGGCAACACAGCUUUUUUUUUUUUUUUUAACCUUUUUUUUUGCUUCAAAUGUCGGCUGAUGACUGCAAAUGGUGCCCGACUGAACUUAUUGCAAAUAUUAUGGGAGACCAGAGAGGCCACAUAAAGCUUAUUCUCGAUCAUAACCCCAUCUGAAAACACGUUAUAAAAUUGUGCAUCAGCAGGAUUCCAGUCAAACCAGUGAGUUUGGCGGUUUUGAGACAUCAUCUUUCAUUGAAAAACAAACGUUUUUAUUUUGCCGACGCGCAUGGCUACGGCGACGCGCGCGCAUACCAGAAACCGGAGACUUUUUUUUUUGGCGUUAACUACUUGCGAGUAAUUUCUUUGCGAGUAUUCAAGUUGACAAGUCCAUUACUCGCCCAGGACUAGUGUUAAUGUCAUUUUCAUGCAUUUGUGGGAAUUUGGUUAACUACUCGCAAGUACUCCACUACUCCAGAGUAAUUUCUUCGCAAGUACUUGGGUUGCAAAUUCACUCCCUGCCAAGGACUAGAAUGAACUAUGCUGAGAAGUAUACAUGUACAUGUAGUAAAGUGUGUAAAAAAUAUUGUUUAUUAUGUUUUAGAGGACCAAAAGCAGUCAUAUAGGUGCUGAUCAUGGGUGGGUAAUGUAUUCAUCCAGAAGUAACAGGACUGGAAUUCAUCUUGACUGGCUUCCAGCAUUGUAAAGAGUGACUUCCAUUAAAAAAAAGACGGAUAUUUGAAUUUGUUCUCUAUUCAUGUUCCUAGCACUAUACAUGUAGUUCAUGCACUGAUAGAGCUCACUGGCCUCUGUACUAACUGGAAUUGCUGCUACACACUAAAUGGUUGAUGCAACUUGAAGCAACUGAUCUGCCAUCUUGGAUCCCCCAAAACCCAGGCAGGGACAUACUACGUGUCAAAAAACUGUCCUACUCAUGAUCCUACAUAACUCUGUUGUUUACCAAUGGAAUUAAACCAAAUUUUCAUAUCAUGUAAACAAGGCAUGACAGAUGUUAUCGAGUGAGUUUCAUUAGCUUGGUGCUAAGAGGGUUUUAUUUAAAUGGCACAUGAAAACAAUACUCACUUUCAGAAUCUGCCACUUUCGACUUAGCGUCCUCCUGUGUUGAUACAGCGCUGUAGAUGGUGGCGGAAGGCGGGUGCUGCGGCCAAAAGCUUCUAAAGGAAUGCAGGAUCACCCCUGAUGUCAUUGCACAUCUCCCCAAUCAUUUGGCACACCACCUGAUCAAGGAGGUGUGCAAUGACAUCAGGGGUGAUCCUGCAUUCCUUCAGAAGCUUGCAGGCGCAGCACGUGCCUCACCGUCUCCAGCGCUGUAUCAACAUUCUGAAAGCGAGUAUUUUUUCAUAUGACCCUUUUAAAUCUGACCCUCUUAAAUCUGACCCUCUUAAAUCUGACCCUCUUGCACAAAGCUGAUGAAAUGAAUAAAAUCCAUAAAAUUUGUCAUGCCAUGUUUACAUGAUCUGAAUUUUUUUUUUAUGACAUGUUUUUUUUUUUGACACGUAGUACAUGUACAUCAUUCUGCAGUUGAGGUGUGUUUUUUUUUCCAUUUAUAACAGCAAUUCCCCAAUUAUUAUCUGGAUAUUGGCCUCUGGCCACUGGAAGGUCCUAGGGAUAGGAUUGUUUUAUCUCAAUUAUUGACUAGUAACUGUGAACAUUUCAUGUUAUUUGCGUACUGUGUGCACAAGUUAUGUCUGUUUUUGGAAGGAUUUCCAUAUACGAAGUUCACUCAACACCCCGUGUACAAAAUUGGACUGAAAAAUUCUAAGUGUUUUCUAAGAAAAUGCUUGUAUUUUCUCACUGCUCAAAAUGACUUUGAUGACAUGAAAUUGCCAUCUGGGGGCUUGUUAGUCAAUACAGAGGAAAAUUAGUGAACUUCGUAUAUGGAAAUCUUUCCCUGUUUUUAUACAAACAUCACAAUUUUUAGCUGUCCACCAAUGGUCAUGUACUAUUCAAAUACAAUGAAACAAGGGCAUUUUCCUUGAAAAUCACCAUUAUUUCAGACAAAAAUCACCAUCUAAUUUGUAUUUGAAUGCCUGUGAAAUCUCUGGUUCUCAGCUCAACAGCUGUAAAAAUGGAUAGUUUUAGUAAAAUAUGCUUAACUUCCCAUAGCAUGGAUCACCGUCAGUAAUUCCUUUUUUCAAACCUGGAAAAACAUGCUCAUUUCAUUCGUUGGCGUGUCAAAUUUAAUUGCAUUUUAAGGGGGAAAAAAUAAUUAAUCCAGGUCACUUUCUUUUUGACUUACCCUGUAGAGAAUUUUUCUUGCGAAUGGAUUUGAUUCGCAGAAAUUUAAGUUUUGAGAUAGAUGUAAAUGUACAGUUAAAACAUCCGAGUGUACAGACAUAAAAAUGAUUACUUGCAAAUUAAUGUUUUAAACUAUUAAUAUUUUCUGGGCAUUACUUGUAUUUUGUUUCAUAAAAUCCCAACAAUUGUGUGAACAAUUGAAGCGCCCUCUACUGGUGCAUUUGAGAGAUGGCCUCACAUGCAAGUGAAUACAAGGUGCAUCUUGCCUUCAGUGCAGAUCACAUACAAAUGCUAUAGGAACAAAGUUUUGAACCUGAUCAUUGAUGAGUCAGCAUCAGUUCAUGUUUAACCCUCCUUUGCAAAUAUACUUUCUGUGCCAAGUACAUGUAGUCCUUUCAGUCAAAAUCAAGUGACUGUUUUCAAUAGUUACGAAUUCCCAGCCUACGUAAAGCAGGAUUGACUGGCUGGGACUGUUUAAGUAACUUGAUACAGCUAUGCUUUGACUCGGGGUGAGUGAUGAAACAGCUGUGACCACAACUUGCCUGCUUUGUCUGUCGACCCAGUUUGACUAGUCACAGUGCUUGCUUGACAUAUGAUCUGACUGCUGGUGACUAGCCUUUGUUAAAAGUAUAGCAGGGGAAGUGGAAGUGAACUUUGACUGACUGUGACUGUUUAAAUAGCAGUGGGGUUAAUUGAAUUAGUUCUAGGCGAAGCAUUCUAUUGUUUGCUUUUUUCUUCAUUACUUUGUGCUUGCUUCUACUAAUUAAUCCUCAAUUUGUUUAUAGACCAAAUACUCUUGAGAAAGAUAAAUUUCACUAAAGGUAAAUUAAUAAGUACAGUAAAUGGAUAUUGGUAUUGGUACUUUUGUAAACUUUAAUAGCCAUAUACAUUAUUUACAAAACAAACUUAGCAAAUCUGUUUCACAAAUCUAACAAACGGAAUGGGGCGGUUAUUAAAGUUUAUGUUUUCUUCCCAUUUUCUCUCUUCAAGAGAUGAACAAGUCUUCUGUUAGAAAAUCUGCCAAAGAAUAGAAAGCAGCCAUUUUGUUUAAAACGCUUUUCAUUUCUUCCAAAAUCAAUGCCUGAUUGUGAUUUGUGUAUACAUGUGUAAGGAUUCUCAGUAUUUUUCUUUUGAAACAACUAUUAUGAAACACUUGUUCGGUUUCUUGGGCCAGCUGUGAAUUUAGUGUAUAGUAUUGUUUUUAUAAAGAUGGUACUUCUCCAGCAACUGAAGAGUUUGUUUUGUGCUUAAAUGCUUAAAUGAACAUUUUUGAUGAUAAUGCCCCUAAAUGUACAUGGAUGUAUAACUUGGCUUCCAUGGAAAAAAAAAAUUGUACUGGUCACUCGCGAAAGUUGUAUACAAAAAUAAUAUUACGAAGAGCGCCUUAAAAAUAAAAAUGACUGAUCAUAUAGUUCAUAUAAAAAAGUCUAUUCCACGCAAUUGGAAAGCGUGUAAAAAACCAAUGGGAGCUAUUGCAAAAAGGAGGAACAAUAGGAAAAAUUCAAUUCAUACAAACACACCCACUAACAUUAUGUACCACUGUGGACAUUCCUUUGCUUUUGCAAGAAAAAAAGUAAUUUUACUCUCACUAUGAACACUCUUUCAACCUGAAUUUUCAAUUUCCUUGACUGUUCCCCUUCAUUUUGCGACAGAUAACCCUAACCCCAAAAUUCCUCUAAAACUGAGGGGGAAACCUUGUGUGGACAUGGGCAAGGCCACAAAACAUUCAAGCUUCCUGUACCACAUCUAUGUGGAUCGCUUUUGUCCACAGAGAGUAUGCAAUUUUAGAGCAAGAGUUUUUUUUUUACUAUACUUAUGAGGACCCCUUAUUGUUCCCUUCUUUUGUUCCUAUUGUUUGUACUCUAAUCUUUUCUCGACAUCUCCCAUAAGGUUUGUACACGAAAACCUUUGGUUAUUAUCACCACAGGAGAACCCAUUGCCCCAAGUCCUCAGAAGUAAAAGAUAACACGAUCUAAAAUAUAUGGGUAAAUCUUUAUUUUAGUUUUGUGCGCUUGGAGACCACUUUUAUUAAGCUUACCUUGUCUCGUGUAAGGUAGGAAUACAGGUCAACCAACUCUCAAACAAUGCUAGUAGAAAAUAAUAGAAAUGAUUCCAGAUACAUUUUGUUUACUUGGUCAGUAAACCUCCUGUGCAUCCAUUGCUACAGUAAUAAAUUAAGAAAGAACACUCACUGAGAUACAAUGUACCUACAAUGCAUAAGGUCUAUAGAUAUAACCAAAUAUAAAAAUGUCUUAGUGAGUACAUAAACACAGCAACAGCAGAAAGUCCACACUCAUUGGAGGGUUCAUAAUUGUGAAUUUGAUCGUCUAAUGAUGACGUCAUAAGACCUUUGGGGAAUUUGUUUGCUACCAAAGACUGUAAAUCGUCCGAGUCCAAGAUUGACAACAGUUUUGAAAACUAACACAGUUUGAAAAGUUGCAAAUUUAAAGACUACACGAGGAGAAAUUGCUAAGUGCAAACACACAUGCCCGUAAUUGGCCCCUAUCGACUGCACAGUGCCCAAACAAAGCGCAGGUAAUUCAAUUUCGCGUGCUCCCAUGCAUACAAGCACUGUGCGUUCAAUAUUUCCUGCCGUUUGUUUCAGGCAGUGUUGCAUUGUCACGCAGUAUUUUCCACUCGCAUACUCUGCAACUUUUCCAACUGCAUCAUUUUUCACAAACCGUUGCCAAUCUUGGACGAUUUACAGUCAUUGGUAGCAAACAGGGUAUCAAAAUGUAAACAUUUCCCAAAGGUCUGUAAAAAAUAAGUUAUCAUGAAAUUAUCAAAUUCAACAUUAUGACCCACCCAAUGAGUGUGUUUACAUGUAGGUGUACAAGUACAGGGUGAGUCAAAAAGAAAGUGACCGAAUUAGAAAAAAAAAUGUUU
Molecule: messenger RNA, 9748 nt
Organism: Patiria miniata (bat star)
Lineage: Eukaryota; Metazoa; Echinodermata; Asteroidea; Valvatida; Asterinidae
Gene: zmynd11
Product: zinc finger MYND domain-containing protein 11-like
Exons: 17
Coding region: 91-2010 (639 amino acids)
Biological process (GO): regulation of transcription elongation by RNA polymerase II
Molecular function (GO): DNA binding; transcription corepressor activity; protein binding
Source: RefSeq, a predicted model, not a curated record